UGGGUGACAUGUCAUUCCUGUAAACUCUUGUGAAGAUGGUGCCGUUCUAGUUCCAGAUUCUGCUGCUGCCGCGAUGCCCUGUUUGGGUCAUCAUCUCUCUCGCUGGCCUUGAUGCCAUCGGAAACAACGAGCCACAAAUUUUGCAAGCUGGAGUCUAGUCCAUCUGGAGGAUGGGGAAUGUGAUGCGAGGUGUGAGUGCUGAGAACAAGGUCAACACCGAAAACCCUGAAACCUCUCUGAAGGGCACAGAAGACGAGGUGGUGGUGGUGCUCCAGGACUAUCCUGCUCCUGAAAUCAGCGAGCCGAUCUACAGAUUGGGAGAAAAGCUCAAAGUGGUUGCGCAGGAGGCUUAUUGGUGGAGAGUGCGCUCUAUCCAAACAGGGAAGGAGAACUACAUACCCGGCAGCCAUGUAGCACGAGUGUACCAUGGCUGGCUGUUUGAAGGUGUGGAGAGGCAGAAGGCGGAAGAACUGCUUCUUCUACCUGGCAACAGAGUGGGUUCUUUUCUGGUCCGAGAAAGUACCAGGGAGAGAGGUCUGUAUUCGCUCUCAGUGAGGCACAGGAGUGUAAAGCACUAUCGUAUCUUCAGACUUGACAACAGCUGGUACUACAUCUCCCCACGUCUCACUUUCCAAUGCCUUGAAGAUAUGAUCAAUCAUUAUUCUGAUUCUGCAGAUGGGUUAUGCUGUGUGCUGACCUCGCCCUGCCUGUCUGGCACAAUUCAGCCGCCAGAUGCAAGUCUUGGAGCUCCACCUGUAGUGAUGCGACGCAACUUUGACUGGAACAAAGUGGACAGGAAGCAGCUGGUCAGCACAGACGCCUGCAACGAAAACAUGGUGAGCUAUGGAGUCAGGAACAGCAUCGCUGCCUACCUGUCCUUUGCUGGCGAUCAAGACCCUUCACGGGUGAAAUCAGACAGCAGGAAGAAGAAAAGCAAAUCGCUGUAUGUGCUUCCUGAAAAUGGCCUUCCGAACACUGACUAUGACGAGGACUUCUAGAUGCAACAGAGAAGCUAAAAAGACCGGACUAUUUUUAAGUGGAGGCCAGUAGACGACUUCCUCUGAAACCUACUACCGAUUCCUCAGCCAGCAGAGAACAGCACUGAGCGGAAACUAUUACCCCAAAACAUCGAGGCGUUUCAUUGUUUCUACUUUGAGCACUUUGAAGUACUUUUAACAAUAACGCAAAUCGCAUGACCAAUUACACUUGUAAAGUAGUUGAACUGGAUGACGGUGCAAUUUAGAUGUGAAUACCCGAACGCAGGGCAGAAAAACAAAGCUUGGCAUUAUGGUGUGAUGAGUGAUGUGGGAUAGAUUCUAAUUAUAUGCAUAUGGCUUUUUGUGGCUUUCAAACUAUUUUAAGUUUUAUUACUAUGGUAAAAUGGUCAUAUUGAGACAUUGGCAAACUCAGAUCAUUUGAAUUUGGCGGCUAAAUUGAUGCACUGAAGAUAAAGAUCAUAUAAUGAGUGUGUCUCAACCAGUGACUUAUUCACACACAAAUAUAGGGGGAAUUGAGUGAAAUGUGGAUUCCUCUUAUAGUUGCCAUCCUACGAUUUGUCAUUCAAUAUUAAUUCUCACUAUGAGAUUCACUACACAAGCCAGUGUCGCAGUUAUCAACAACCAACCUCUAAUUAAUGGCUAUCAUCGUGGUGUGACCCACCGAUCAAGAGAGUGAGACCAUGUGUAUAGACAGAGGUUGUAAAAAUAUAAUCCGCUUUAGUAAUUUGAGUGAGCUGGCCCUUUAAAUAUCCCCAGAGGGUGGAAAAUAAUCACUUCUGUGAAGCACGAUAAGGCUCCAAAUGGUUUAUCAAUAAUAUAUGCUGUGUGGGUUGUUCACAAAAUAGUUUUUUUUUUUUCCUUCUUCUUGUAAUUUUUUGUAGUUUAUUAAUGUUUCCUAAACACUGAAAUGUAUGUUCCUGUGUAAUAAUUUAUCUAACUUGAGCAACUCGGGUUACAAAUAUCGUCACCGGGCUUGGUAACAAUAUUUUAGUGUUACUAGUGCAACAGGAUCGUGUAAAUACUGUAUAUAAUUAAUAUGUACCAGUUAUCAUGUUUCAUGUAUCAAUCAAUUACAGGAAUGGCUGUUAUGGUAAUAGUCUGAUGCUUUUUUGCCUUACGUUUUAUUUAAUGUUUCAUGGGAAUAAAGACCAGUCAACUGCAAUACUAA
Molecule: messenger RNA, 2166 nt
Organism: Neolamprologus brichardi
Lineage: Eukaryota; Metazoa; Chordata; Actinopteri; Cichliformes; Cichlidae
Gene: sla1a
Product: Src like adaptor 1a
Molecular function (GO): protein binding
Source: RefSeq, a predicted model, not a curated record